Molecule: messenger RNA, 1760 nt
Organism: Vigna radiata var. radiata (mung bean)
Lineage: Eukaryota; Viridiplantae; Streptophyta; Magnoliopsida; Fabales; Fabaceae
Product: probable serine/threonine-protein kinase PBL11
Exons: 7
Coding region: 214-1446 (410 amino acids)
Biological process (GO): protein phosphorylation
Molecular function (GO): protein kinase activity; ATP binding
Source: RefSeq, a predicted model, not a curated record
UACAAUAUUAUCAUUUACAAAAGCCACCAUCAACAAAGUGAUCAAAGUUCCUGUUUUGACCCUUCCAGCUUCCUUCCACGACCCUUCUCAUCAAACCCCUAAUCAUAAAGGGUCGAAAAAGGCUUCGGAAAUCUAUGCUACUCAGUGCGUAAUUACUGAGAUCUGCCUUCAUCCUGGCUCAACCUUUGACUUGGUCACAGGGGUGGUUUGUUGAUGGGUGCUUGCUGGAGUAAUAGGAUUAAGGCUGUAAGUCCUUCCAAUACAGGGAUAACCUCGAGAAGUGUCAGCAGGAGUGGCCAUGACAUAAGCUCAACUAGCAGGAACUCAUCAGCCUCCAUAUCCGUCACUUCUCGGAGUGAAGGUGAAAUCUUGCAAUCGUCCAACUUGAAAAGCUUCAGCUAUAAUGAGCUUAGAGUCGCCACAAGAAAUUUCCGCCCAGAUAGUGUCUUGGGGGAGGGUGGGUUUGGUUCAGUUUUUAAGGGCUGGAUUGAUGAACAUUCACUUACUGCUACCAAACCGGGAAUAGGCAUGAUUGUUGCUGUGAAGAAGCUUAACCAAGAUGGGUUCCAGGGUCACAGAGAAUGGUUGGCUGAAAUAAACUAUCUUGGGCUACUGCAGCAUCCUAAUCUUGUCAAGUUAAUAGGAUACUGCUUUGAGGAUGAGCAUCGGCUUUUGGUUUACGAAUUCAUGCCUAAGGGUAGCAUGGAAAAUCAUCUUUUUAGAAGAGGUUCUUACUUUCAGCCAUUCUCAUGGAGUUUGCGACUGAAAAUAGCUCUUGGGGCUGCGAAGGGCCUUGCUUUUCUUCACAGUACAGAACCUAAAGUCAUAUAUCGUGACUUUAAAACUUCAAACAUCCUACUUGAUACACAUUAUAACGCCAAACUUUCUGAUUUUGGGUUGGCCAGAGAUGGUCCAACUGGUGAUAAAAGCCAUGUCUCUACCAGGGUCAUGGGAACCCGAGGAUAUGCCGCUCCAGAGUAUUUAGCUACAGGUCAUCUGACUGCCAAGAGUGACGUAUAUAGUUUUGGAGUAGUUCUUCUGGAAAUGAUAUCGGGAAGACGAGCCAUAGACAAGAACCAGCCAUCUGGGGAGCAUAACCUUGUUGAAUGGGCAAAACCUUACCUAUCUAAUAAACGAAGAGUUUUCCGUAUAAUGGAUCCACGUUUGGAAGGUCAAUAUUCACAUACUCGAGCUCAAGCAGCAGCGGCACUUGCCAUGCAAUGUCUUUCUGUAGAGUCCAAGUGCAGGCCAACUAUGGAUGAGGUGGUAAAAGCAUUGGAGCAGCUUCAGGAAUCAAAGGACAUGCAGAGAAAAGGUGCUGAUCAUAAACAUCAUCAUGUACGCAAUUCCGGCCAAGGCCGAUCCACCGGCACCCAUGGUGGUGCAGAUGUGCCUAGAAUUGCUUCUGCUUAUCCUAGACCUACAGCUUCUCUCCUUGGCGGUUGAUACACUUUGGUGAUGCGGCAAGUAGGAAGCAGAAUACACAGGAUUCAGAGGUUUAGGUGUGGCAUGAACCAUAUAUAUUUAUGUAAGCAAUGUAUAGUUUGCAUUAUUUCUGUUAUAUUUUGUGCUAUAUAUAGAUAUUUUUUUGCUGUUGUGGUCCUGAUUGUUAGACAUGCAAGAGUCUAAUGUGGAUCCUUGAUAUUAUGGUGUUCAUUAAUUUUGAACCCUGUAGAAAUUUGCAACACUGCCAAUGUGGUUUAUGCUCUUCAUAUUUAUCUUUUUGCUUUAAAUAUGUGAAAAAGUCUUAAUGAUGUUGA